UCACUCACCCACUCACUCAGUCGCCUCUUCACGCUCAUUCCCCUCGCUCACCCACUCCACCAAAUCCCUAGCCCGCGGCGGCGACGCACCUCCCCCUCACUCGCGUCGGCGAAUCAACCGCGUCGCCGCCCUUCUCCUCAGGCGUCGCCGCCGGGCCUUCUCGUCUGCGUCGCCUCUCCCUCUUGCCCGCAUCCUCUGCGUCACAGUCGAGCCAAAGUUGGAUAUUUUAGCGAGGUCGAGUAGGAGCGUGAGAAGCGCGGGCACGGCGGCCUUGUCCUGCUCGAGGAAGGCGGCGACGGAUGCUAGCGCUCCUCGCCGCCAUCGACCUGCAAGGAGGAGCGCCGUGUUGGACGCUGCCAUCUCCGACGCUGCUGGUACUCCUCCGCCGCUACGAGUGCCCCGUCACCUGCGCCCAGGUCAAGCGCGAAGUCGAGCUCCCCAUGCUUGACCUGCAAGAUGUAAUGUGGUCAAGAACUGCUCUCUGCCGCGGGAGUAGAUUGGAAAGGCUGCUGCUGCUCCUGUACAAUGCGGUUGCUGCUGCUCCUGUACAAUGCGGCUGCUACUGCCACUACCACUCGCCGAUUCGGGCAUGAGCACAUUCUUGGAGUGGAUCUGCAUUUCAAAAAGUUAACAAGUGGGAGUACAUGGAGUACUACAUUUUAAGUCGAGGAGAAGAUGGUAACUGCUCCGUGAUGAUGCCACCAGCACCUACGACUUCCUCGACCACCACCACCAUGAUGACGACUUCCUCGAACGUGCGAGGCAGGUGAGGAGGAGGGUUACCAGAGGCUGGAGGAAAAUGAGAGCAGGGACUGCCCGCCGAGCAUCCCCAUCGCUGGCGAGCCGAGCAUCCCCAGCCGGUAGCAAGGGACAAGGGAGCAGUAGGCACUACGUACCUCCAUUAUUAUAGUUAAAUGUCAUGUCUGGACUGACCUUUCCUUCUUCCUGGGCAGCCAACACUUUGUAGUUGGAAAUACUAUCAGUUUACACUCCUGAUGAAGUGAUGAUGAUCAGGAUGAUUGACAAGGAAGAAAUGUUCCACAGGCUUGCUAUCUGAUUCAUCGGGGUCUGGUGGUAUGUUCCGUACAAGAACCUACAAUAAAAACACAUUGAUGACUCAGAAUCAAAAGAAUAAUCAGAGAACCAUUAAUCUAGAUAAGAUCAUUGUUGUAUGCAGCAUUCUUUUUUCUAGCAAAGGGAUCUAAACUGAGCUCAUGUAUAAGUUGCAAUCACAAAGGGAUCCCAUGGCCUCAAUCCUCAUCUCCAUCUCUCUAUCCUGAUCUGAUUCUCUCCGUCUUGAACCAAAUAGAGAAAAGAGGGGAGAUGAACCUGAGGGAGGAAGGCGAUCGCAUGGUGGCGAACGCAGGAGGAACCGGAGGACGGGAGCAUGGUGGUUGAUGCCUAGGGUUUAGCGCAGGUCGUGGCGGCGUCUCCUCUGGGAGGUCGGCGGCGUGCGAAGGCGAAGGCGUACCUCAGCAGAGGUGUCCAGAUGGCGACCCAGAGGUCCACAACGAUGGCGGCGCCGCCUCCACGACCCCUCGGAGCCGGCAAAGGGAUCCGCGGCUAGCGCCUGGGAUCUGCUAGGCGGCGGCGUUCGCGUCGCGAAUAGAUCCAGGGGUCGUCGCUCCUUCACCUCGUACGUGCGGGCGAUAGGUUUAGGUUUUUUUGUCGCUGGUUAAUUUUCGUAGGUCUUUUAUCGUUGGUUAACCUUCGUAGGUCUUUUUACGGUCGUACGUGCAUGGGUGGGGGUUGGGGUCUCAGCACGAGGUUUUUUCGGUUUGUGAUGGCUAAGUCAAAGGUGGGAGGAUGUACCAAAAAAAACCAUAGGAGGUGGGACUAAAAAAAACCUGGAAGCGAGACUACCAACUGCUCCAUUAGGAGUAGAGAUUGUCUUUCUGACUGUUAGGGCAUCUCCAGCCGGCCCCCCAGGAAGCCCCCCAGGAGCUUUUUUUCAGCGCCGGCGGUCAAAAACGCUCCCAGCCACAACCCCAGGGGCUCGUUUUGCGCCGGUAUUAGCCAAAAACACGGCCGGCGCUCGUGAGAGAAACCCAACAACCUGGGGGUUGGCCGGGGCGCCGGCACUACUUUUUUGCAUGCGAAACCCCACACGUCGGCCUCUAUCUCCACAUCUCUCUCUCUCUCCCCCGUCGCUUUCUCCGUCCCCACCUCCCCUCUCCCCGUCCACUCUUCUCUCUCUCCCCGGCCAAGCACUCCUUGCUGCGCUCCCGCCCGCAGCGUCGCCUCCGCGCCCGGCCGCAGCUCCCGCCCGCAGCGUCGCCUCUGGAGCUACGUGGGACGGCGCAGCCGACGCGGCCACCAACCGCUGCGCCAUGGAUCCCGACGCCGAGAUCGCCUUCGACUUCCCGCCCUACCUCUGCCAGUACAAGAGCGGCCGCGUGCACCGCCCGGGCGGCGACGCCUUCGCCCCCACCGGCACCGACCCGCUCACCGGCGUCGUCUCCAAGGACAUCCACUCCAUCCCCGCCCGCGCGCACGUCUACCUCCCGCCCGACGCCUCCGCUGCCACCGCCGCGGCCCCCGGCAAGCUCCCCGUCGUCGUCUACUUCCACGGCGGCGGCUUCGUGGUCGGCUCCCCGGCCCGCCCCUCCGGCAACGCGCUGCGGGGCGCGCUCCCGCCCGGCCUCCUCCGGCUGCGCCGCCUCGAGGCGUUCAACGGCAGCCACCCGGUGCUCCCCGGCGCCGUGAACCUCAUGGCGUACGACGCGUCUGGCAACGGCUUCGAAGGCCCCGUGGACGCCGCGGCGGUCUGCGCGUCCUUGCCAGGCUCGUGCGUCGCGCUGGAGCCGUCCUCGCGCGGUGCCUCGGCGACGUCGGGAAGGAGCGGGUGGGGGUGGGGGGGGGCAACGACUGAAAGAGAUUGGAGCCCCAGAGUAAAAUUCUCGCCGGCAGCCUCCCAGGAGGCGAGAAAAAUGCCUCCUGGGGAGGCCAACGGCUUGAGAUGCCCUUAGCCCUUACGCCUUUUGUGUGUGAUUUCUCUCAUGUAUAUUCCUAAUCUUUAAUGCAAAGGCAGAGCACCUGCCAUUAGCCCUCAAAAAAAGCAUGCUGUGAACUUGUUCAUCUACGAGGCUUCUCACAACUCAAAAGGGUGGGGAGAAAAGGUAAGUGUAUGUCGAUAUAUAGAUAGCACGGCCUUGUCAUGAUCAGAUCGGAUCAGAUUAGUGUGAGAGCAAAUCACCAAAAGCAAUGGUGGUAGAGGUUGACAUCCUUGUAUGCAUGUGAGUGACUCCACCGGGCCCAGCAGCUGCUACUCUUCUUCCUUGCUCAUCAUCUGGUGAUUGUCUGACUGGUGUACAUGUACGUGUUGACCAACUUGUGGGGCAACAAGAGCUAUCUUAUCUACACACGCUGAACUUAAUUAUGUUUUGUAUGACCCAGCUGAGCAUUAGGUGUUGGUUGCUAGAGAUGGAUCGACGAUAAUUUUUUUUAGAGUAAUAAGGGCAGGAGUAGCAUGGUUUCUGCUGCUCGGUUUCCCUCCUUUUCAGCUGGAAAUUAUAAUCUCUAGCCUAUCAGAUGUCAUUGUUGGUAUUUAUCCAUAGGGACCAUAAGACUCAAAGGUGAUGUUAAUUGUAAUUAGAUCAAGGGUCAAUGGGAAGAGACUUAAAUAUUACAUUGCUGGUGAUCCAGUAUGAGUGGAGGUAAAUGUUUUGCACUUGAUCACCCUCGAGAAAUAUUUUAUCUAUCUGUUUCUAUCUAUCAUCUAUAACACUAUGCUCCCUAGUUUUUAAGGCCUCACAAUCAAUUGAGGUCUCUAUCUUAAAAUUGUGUCAUCCGAUUUUGACCGGGCCAACAAUUUCUCAAGGAGCUCUCAUUUUCAAUUCUUGUAACUAGCAUGGUGACCUGCCCAUUUGGGCGGCUAGAUUAUAUACAUGUUCAAUAUCAAUGGAUACAAUUAUCUCAAAUUUCAGCAAUUUUGACAUGCUUUUGAAAGCACGAGUUUGACCAUUAUUUAUAUAUGAAUAUACCUUGAUAAAAUGUAAACAAUUACUAUGCGAAAUAAUCCAUCUAAGUAAAAUUAUAUACAUCAACACCAAUAGGUAACUAGAAUACUAAAGCAUGAAUAGUUUGUUGCAAUACUUAUCAAAUAUCUUUUAGUGAAAAUUUUCAACUAAGAGUUAUAACCUUGUGCUAUCAUUAUCCACCCGCGUCAUCAUUUCUAGUACUAUUUUAAAAUACAUUAUUUUAUGUAUGCUGUCGUCUCUGUGUAUAUAGAUGCUACACUCAUAAACAUCUUAUGUUGUCGCUUGCCCAUCUAAUUUAUUGUAUUCAUUGCUACAUAUUCACUGAAAUUUGAUAAUCCUAUACUCUAGCUCAUUACUGCAGCUUAUAUACAUGUUGAUCUUCAUUACUGCAGCUUAUAUACAUGUUGAUCGUGCACAUGUUGUUUAAGUCAAGUUGCAUUCUUAGGAGCUACUAAGAUGAUGUAUUAUGCACUUGUAACGCUAUCACAACACCAAGUUACUUAAUUUGGAUGCUAGAGUA
Molecule: messenger RNA, 4500 nt
Organism: Triticum aestivum (bread wheat)
Lineage: Eukaryota; Viridiplantae; Streptophyta; Magnoliopsida; Poales; Poaceae
Exons: 5
Coding region: 2094-2969 (291 amino acids)
Source: RefSeq, a predicted model, not a curated record